Rhinocladiella mackenziei CBS 650.93 is the source of this 924-nucleotide messenger RNA. RefSeq lists its product as uncharacterized. The record is from RefSeq and is a predicted model, not a curated record. Bases 1 to 924 code for a protein of 307 amino acids. The transcript has 5 exons. Lineage: Eukaryota; Fungi; Ascomycota; Eurotiomycetes; Chaetothyriales; Herpotrichiellaceae. Gene Ontology annotation, molecular function: oxidoreductase activity.
AUGGAACCCAUCGAGACUCACAUCGAGUAUAUUGUCGAUGACCCUAGAUUUCUCAAGGAACGGCCUUUUGCUGUCAAUAUAUCUCCCGCCUCAAAGAUUGACGGGACCCUGCACACGGUGAAUUGGGUGCCGCAACGCACCGUCAUCCACGAUAUUCGGCUGUUAAAGGGUGUGACCCUGGAUCAGUACGGCUUUCAGAACUUCCAAUAUGUCUUUACUCCCCUUCCCAAGGAGCAACUUACGCACUCGGACGUUGUACGCUAUCAAAUAGAGACGGAGCAGUUUCUGAAGCAGGCUCUGAAUGUCGAGAGAGUCAUAUGCUUCGAUUGUCGGUUCAGGAAAAAUGGCCCCCCUAUCAACGUUGGAGAGGUUAUUGAUGUCAACAAUCCACUGCACUUUGACCUUCCACCUCGUGGUGCUCAUAGUAAGUCAUGUCGCCUGGUACUACAAUCUCAUAUUGAAAAGAUCACAGAUGAUAUAACAUUUGAGGGCGGACCCUUUUUGAUCAAGAAAAUCAUCAACACCAUAGGCGAGCCGCAGUUGCUGCACCGCAAGUAUCGAUAUCGUAUUGUGAAUACCUGGAGACCGCUCGUCGAGCGUCUAGAUGACAAUCCUCUCGCGUUCUGCGACUUCCGGACCGUCGAUAAAGAUGAUUUACUUGCAUCCGACCAAAUUUAUGCUCAGCUCCGCACGGAGUUGUACUACUUGAAGUACAACAAGAACCAGAAAUGGUACUGGCUAUCACACCAGACACCAGAAGAAGUAAUGGUGAUGGUCAUGUAUGACACGAAGGCAGGCUCCGGGGCAAGAUUCUGCCCCCACGUGUCGUUUGAAAACCCCCAGGCAGAUAGCCAGGCCCCGCCGAGAGAGAGUGUUGAGACCAGAAGCAUUGUCUUAUCUCUGAAUUCCGCAGAUGACUGUUGA